AUCGCGGCGGCGUGCUCCGCCUCCACCCGGAUCGGAUUUGACCUAAUUCGGCCAAUGUCCAACCUUCAAAGAGGACAGCCAGCAGCCAAAAUCGAGGGCACCUCUCUCACAAGUCACCUCGAAGACGAUCUGCUACGUGGGCCAAAAACUCGACGACAGCUAUAAAGUGUUCAGCUUCACAUCAUCAUCUAUCACCUACGAUGCAGAAGAUCACAUCCGCUCUCGGCUCAUUCGAGAUUCUCGACAAAGAUGAGUCUCUGAAGUCCAGCCACAAAGAUUCGCCAUAUGACUGGGACCCACCUUACUGGUUGCCCAAUCCACCACCAAAAGAUGUCGACGUUGAAGCGACUCCCUGGAUCAGGCCACCUCAAGCUGCUAUGAGUAUCGUCGGUGUCAAUGUCAUCGACGUCGAGAAUAGCAAAGUUCUCGAGAAGAUGACAGUCAAAAUCAAGGAUGGAAAUAUCAUCUCUAUUGCAAAGUCUCAAACAAAAGAUAUGCAGGAAGAUGGAUACGCCAGCGUGGAUGCUUCUGGACUGUACAUGUGUCCUGGUCUCAUCGAUUGCCACACUCAUCUUACGGCGACUCCCGGUGGGACUGCCGCAGGAGGUUUACGACCACACUCCGAAACUCUGACUGCUUUACAGUCCACUUGGGUGCUCAAGGGAAUGCUCGCUCGAGGUUUCACGACCAUCAGAGAUGUUGGGGGAGCCAACAGACAUUACAAGGACGCUACUGCUCAGUGGCUAAUACCUGGGCCGCGAAUCUUGCAAGGAGGGCCAGUAGUCUCGCAGAGCGGUGGUCAUGGAGACGAAGGGAAUCCAGAUGAUGACAUCCCGUGCUGCCCUAUUAAUCCUACCCGAGCUUCCAACACUGUCGGUAUUGUAGCUGAUGGUUACGACGCAUGUCUCAAGGUGGCCCGAAAACUCAUGAUGGCAGGAGCAGACCAUAUCAAAAUUUGCUCGUCUGGUGGGGUGGCAUCGCUCACCGACAAGCUCGAAUCGAGUCAAUUCACUGUUGCUGAGAUCAAAGCCAUCUGCGACACAUGCCGAAUGAUGGGAGGCACUCUCGUCACAGCUCACUGCUUCACCUCUGAGGGCGCCAGGAACGCCAUUGAGGGAGGUAUAGGGGGCAUCGAGCAUGGUAAUCUCAUCGAUGAGGACACCCUUCGACUGAUGGCGAAGAAGGGUAUCCAUUAUACCCCAACUCUGAUCGUCUGCGACCUCCUGUCGCGACCUCCCUUUAACAGCAUCAUUCCUCCAGUGUCGAGGGAGAAAUUGACUCACGUUCAGAAAAUGGGUUUUGUCACGCUAAAAAAGGCGCACGAAGUCGGCGUCAACAUUGCUUAUGGUACCGACUGCUUCUCCAACAUGCAACCGGUGCAGCUGUCCGAGUUCGAUCUGAGAGCGUCAGUACUUCCUUCUCCGGUUGUCCUCAAGCACGCCACAUGCAAUGCUGCCAAGGUGAUCAAGAUGGAGGGCAAAGUUGGGUGCCUGAAACAAGGAUCAUUCGCAGACUUCUUGCUCCUCUCGUCGAACCCGCUGGAAGACGUCACUAUCCUCAGCAAGCCGAAGGAAUACCUUCAGGGCAUCGUCAAGGACGGACGAUGCGUUCACAGUCGUGUCAAGGGGUUGAGAGUCGAGGUAUCGCUCGUGUAAUGUUUCGGAUUACCAUGUUCCGGUUGUCUUGCAAUUCAGUUAUCAAGUCAGAAAAAGCUUAGCAGUCAGUUUUUCCAGUCAAAUCCCUCCAUCUCCAGGUAUGCAUGCUAUUGUAACCC
Molecule: messenger RNA, 1774 nt
Organism: Kockovaella imperatae
Lineage: Eukaryota; Fungi; Basidiomycota; Tremellomycetes; Tremellales; Cuniculitremaceae
Exons: 11
Coding region: 201-1655 (484 amino acids)
Molecular function (GO): hydrolase activity, acting on carbon-nitrogen (but not peptide) bonds
Source: RefSeq, a predicted model, not a curated record